AUGCUGGAUCAGUUUGUGGUGCUGUCCAAGACGGGAGCCGUGUUGUGGUCGAAGACAUUCACGCCUUCUCUUUCCAACAAUGACCUAUUGAAUCGCGUGAUUCGCACGUCGUUCUUGGAAGAACGUACAGCGACGGAGCGCAUGGACGUAGAUGGGUAUACCAUCCGAUGGCUGUUUUCCAAUGAGCUGGAUCUGGUUUUCAUUGCCAUCCAUCAGCGCAUUCUCCAGCUCACGUAUAUUAGCACCUUGCUGGACACGGUCUGUGAUAUCUUCACCAAGAAAUAUGCAUCGCUGGUUCGCACGCUACCUACGUUUUCCACGUCCCCAGAUACACUGCAAUCGUACGCCAAUGAUGUGCAGCUGUGGGAAAAGGAAUUUGUACAGCUCCUACGCAAACUUGAGCAAAGUCCCAAGUCCAAGAAAGGCACAUCGACGCCUACUGCGUCGCCGGCGGCGCCCAAGAUUGAGGAAGCGACAAUGACGUCGCCUGUAAGCACCCCAGAGCCACUGAAGAAUGCCAAGGCCGCUGCUGUGGGCCCGCAUGGGCGUCGUGUGGCCUCUGGCAAAGCGAAGAAGGGCAAGGCGGCGCCACGUACAGAGGCGACACCCGAGCCGGAGGGCAAGAAGCCUACGCCUGGCAAAGAGCGGCGCAAGUGGGGCGAUAACAAUGAGCCAUUGAGCGAUGCCGCACUUACCACGCUUGAUUUCAGCGGUGCCAAGAACGACGAGCAGGAUAUCAAUUUGAGCCAGUGGAUUGACGAGCGCAAGAUGGGUACGAAGCGCAGCGACGGUGUAUAUGAGCUGGCAGACGACGAGGCAGAGACGAACGACAAUACCCCCAGUUUCUUUGGGUCAUUGAUGGGUACAGGCCCUACGUCCUUCUUUUCACGCCUGACAGGUGCCAAAGAGGCCUUGACCAAAGACGACCUUGCGCCUGUCCUCCAUGCGAUGCAAAUGCACUUGCAGUCGAAGAAUGUCGCGAACGAUGUGGCGGCGUUGAUUUGCGAGGGCGUGGAGAAGCGACUCCUAGGGAAGCGUCUGGGCAAUUUCGGGAGUGUCAAGGCGGAAGUGCGCAAGUCGUUGGAAGAAUCGAUUACGCGUAUUCUUACGCCCAGUACGAGUACAGAUAUUUUGCUGGAGAUUGCUAGCAAGAAGCAGCGUCGCGCUGAGCUUCUAGCGACGCUGCCAGCGCACGCUGUCAAGGGCCAUGUCUCGCCGGCACUGAAUCCGUACGCAAUUGGGUUUGUCGGCGUGAAUGGUGUGGGCAAAUCUACGAACUUGGCGAAAGUAUGCUUUUGGCUCUUGCAAAAUCGGUACCGCGUUUUGAUUGCCGCGUGCGAUACGUUCCGCAGUGGCGCUGUGGAGCAGCUACGAACGCACGUCCGCAAUUUGGGCCAGCUGGAGCUGGACGGACAUCGUGUGGCUGACGGCGUGCCAGGCACAGGGGAGCCGAUGCUGGAGCUGUACGAGCGUGGCUACGGCAAAGAUGCCGCAGGCAUUGCGAAAGAUGCAUUGGCGUACGCCCGUACGAGUGGUUUUGACGUAGUGCUCAUCGAUACGGCAGGUCGUAUGCAGGACAAUGAGCCGCUCAUGCGUGCCUUGGCGAAGCUCAUUGCCGUGAACCAGCCUGACAAGGUGCUCUUUGUGGGCGAGGCCUUGGUCGGCAACGAGGCUGUGGACCAACUCACGAAGUUCCAUCGCGCCCUCAAAGACUACAGUGGAGUGGCCGAUCCACGUGGCCUGGACGGCUGUCUUUUGACCAAGUGGGAUACGGUGGAUGACAAAGUCGGCACCGCGCUCACAUCCACGUGGGCUACGGGACUGCCCAUCUAUUUUGUGGGGACGGGCCAGACCUAUACAGAUCUGCGUCAGCUGCGCGUAUCGCAUGUUGUCAAUGCGCUCCUGCGCGAGUAG
Malassezia pachydermatis is the source of this 1914-nucleotide messenger RNA. Its product is annotated as signal recognition particle receptor alpha chain. NCBI's taxonomy places the organism in Eukaryota, Fungi, Basidiomycota, Malasseziomycetes, Malasseziales, Malasseziaceae. Gene Ontology annotation, biological process: SRP-dependent cotranslational protein targeting to membrane. The record is from RefSeq and is a predicted model, not a curated record. Bases 1 to 1914 code for a protein of 637 amino acids. Gene Ontology annotation, cellular component: signal recognition particle receptor complex; endoplasmic reticulum membrane. Gene Ontology annotation, molecular function: signal recognition particle binding; GTPase activity; ATP hydrolysis activity. The transcript is spliced from 4 exons.